AUGGAUGUUCAUAAUGAUUUUCAUUCUGAACCAAAUGGUCAAUCAUUAAAAAAUAAUGAUAUUAUCACACCAAUUAAUUCAACUAAUCUUGGUCACCAAUUAUUAGAAAAAAUCGGUUGGAUACCUGGUAAUGGUCUUGGUGUAAAUCAAAAUGGAAUAAAAAUACCUAUUGAAGUUAAUAUUCGUAAUCGUCGACAAGGUUUAGGUUAUGAAAAACAAAUCGAUAGAUAUCAAUAA
Molecule: messenger RNA, 237 nt
Organism: Rotaria sp. Silwood2
Lineage: Eukaryota; Metazoa; Rotifera; Eurotatoria; Philodinida; Philodinidae
Source: the annotation of a GenBank genome assembly